AUUGCCUUUUUUAACGAAUUCGCAGCUUCUGGCACAACCUUGGUGAACGGGGUGACUGUGAUACUGAACAUCUGGGCGACGCACCGCAACCCCACCUUCUGGGGGGCUGACGCGGAGCAGUUCCGCCCGGAGCGCUUCCUGGAGGGGCCGCUCAAGCACCCGUCGCAGUUCCAGCCCUUCUCUCUGCCCAUGAGGAACUGCCUUGGAUACAACUACGCUAUGAUGUCGAUGAAGACUAUGUUGGCCAACAUGCUGCGCCGCUACAGGAUAUUGCCGCCUUCCCACAUGGACGAACACGAGCUCCAGGAACCCUUGAAACUCUCAUACGACAUCAUGAUGAGGGACAUAGAUAACUAUGAAAUAAGGCUAGAGAGGAUAGAACAAAAAACCAGAUCAACAAGGGAAGGCCAAAUUUAA
Messenger RNA from Cydia splendana, 417 nucleotides. Its product is annotated as probable cytochrome P450 313a1. The record is from RefSeq and is a predicted model, not a curated record. The annotation marks the transcript as partial. Lineage: Eukaryota; Metazoa; Arthropoda; Insecta; Lepidoptera; Tortricidae. The transcript is spliced from 2 exons. Gene Ontology annotation, molecular function: heme binding; oxidoreductase activity, acting on paired donors, with incorporation or reduction of molecular oxygen; monooxygenase activity.